CGGAUGUACCGGGAGAGGGACCCGGUACGUUCGCCGACGGGCUGAGGUGCGGGAAAGUUCGGUGGUUGUGCGCCACACACGCUUUAUGAAUGGCCGGAGCAUGGAGGAGAUACCAUUCGAAAGAGUCAAGACCCGGCGGAAAAGGGGUCACUGUCCGGCGGGAGCGACACCCUUGGGCGCCAUCGCCUGCGAGGACGAGUUCAACAGCCGGGAGCUAGAGGCUCUUUUCCAAAACUACAACCUGAAGCUGGAGCAGACCGCCACGCUGAAAGCCCUGGCGGUACUCAUCGUGGCCGCGUCGUCGCUGGCCCUGAUGGAGCUGCUGUCCGGUCCGCGUCUCACCGUGUCCAAAGGCUCCCACCCGGUGCACUGCGUGGUCUUCCUGUCGCUCUUCAUCGUCACCAACGUCAAAUACCUGCAGGUGACGCAGCUGCAGCAGAUCGCCAAGCUCGCCUUGCUGUUCAGCUUCACCUUUGCGCUCCUCUGCUGCCCGUUCCCGGUAGCGCUGGGCUCGGCGGAGCUGCAAGGCGCCGCUGCCCCCGAGCAGGGUGUCUGGCAGCUCAUGCUGGUCACCCUGGUGGCUUACAUGCUACUGCCGGUGCGGACUCUGCUGGCUUUGGUGUUUGGAGUGAUGGUGGCUGCGUCUCACUUCAUCGUGACAGCGACCUCCGUCACGGGGAGGAAACAGAAGCUCUGGAGACCGCUGGUGGCCAACGCGGUGCUGUUCGUCAGCGUGAACCUGUCAGGGGUGUUUGUAAGAAUUCUGACGGAGCGCACCCAGAGGAAGGUUUUCCUGCAAGCACGCAACUGCAUAGAGGAGAGACUGAGACUCGAAGAUGAGAACGAAAAGCAGGAACGCCUUUUAAUGAGCCUGCUGCCCAGGAACGUUGCCAUGGAGAUGAAGGAGGACUUCCUGAAACCACCUGAGAGGAUAUUUCACAAGAUAUACAUCCAACGUCAUGACAACGUCAGCAUUCUGUUUGCAGAUAUCGUAGGUUUCACAAGCCUUGCUUCACAGUGUACUGCUCAGGAGCUAGUCAAGCUGCUCAAUGAACUCUUCGGGAAGUUUGAUGAACUGGCCACGGAAAACCACUGCAGGCGUAUCAAGAUCCUGGGGGACUGCUACUACUGUGUAUCAGGCUUGACCCAACCCAAGGCAGAUCACGCUCACUGCUGUGUGGAAAUGGGCCUGGACAUGAUUGACACAAUAGCGUCAGUGGUGGAGGCAACGGAGGUGGAUCUGAACAUGCGCGUCGGUCUGCACACGGGACGGGUGCUGUGUGGGGUGCUGGGUUUGAGGAAAUGGCAAUACGACGUUUGGUCCAAUGACGUCACACUGGCCAACGUGAUGGAGGCUGGGGGACUGCCUGGCAAGGUGCACAUCACCAGGACCACUCUGGAGUGUCUGAACGGAGACUAUGAGGUGGAGCCAGGCUUUGGCCACGAAAGACACGCCUUCCUCCAAAAACAUCAUAUCGAGACCUUCUUUAUUGUGCCAUCACACAGGAGAAAGAUCUUUCCAGGACUUAUUCUGUCGGACAUUAAGCCCGCCAAGAGGAUGAAGUUCAAAACGGUGUGCUACCUGCUGGUGCAACUCAUGCACUGUAGGAAGAUGUUCAAGGCCGAAAUCCCCUUCUCCAACGUAAUGACCUGCGAGGACGAUGAUAAGCGGCGAGCCCUACGGACCGCGUCGGAGAAGCUGAGAAGUCGGACCUCCUUCUUGGCCAGUGCCGUGCAGCACACCCCAGGAACCCGGGUUAACCGUUACAUCGGGCGACUGAUCGAGGCCCGGCAGACGGAGUCCGAAACCUCUGACCUCAACUACAUCACUCUGGCCUACAGGAAACGAGACAGGGAGCGCAGGUAUUACCAGGUGAAGGAUGAUCAUUUCAUCAGUGCAGUGGUUCUGUCUCUGAUCCUCGCUACUCUGUUUGGCCUUGUCUAUCUCCUAAUGAUACCACAGGGGAUGCUGGUGCUACUGCUGCUGGUGCUCUGUGUGUGUUUCCACGUGGCCUGCGUCAUGUACCUGCACCUAACCAGCGUGCAGUGCCAACCAGGUUGCCUCACCAUCCAGAUCCGAACCGUGCUCUGUAUCAUCCUGGUUCUGCUGAACUUCUCCAUCACCCAAGCUUGCGUGGUGGGCUGUGUACCCUGGGUGAGAGGUGGCACAAACUCUAGCACUUCCUCAGAGACGGUUGUCACGGAAACAAACAGGGAUAGGACAGCAAAUGCCACAGAGCCAGAGAAGACAUGUCCCAAUGUCGCCUACGCCCUUUUGUCAUGUGUGGCCGGAACCCUAACUAUCGUCCCCUACCUCCGUGUCUCAUCCGUCCCUAAGAUCCUCUUGCUCCUCCUCCUCUCCACUUGCUACACCGUUGUCAUGGAGACCAGUGGCUAUCGGCAAGCUGUGGGGGGAGGGUUUCUGCACACCCGGGGGUAUGAUCCUGUAUUGGCUGUCUUGCUGUUUGCUGGAGCUUUGGCAUUACACUCCAGACAACUAGAUUUAAAACUAAGGCUGGAUUAUCUCUGGGCUACUCAGGCGGAGGAGGAGAGAGAUGACAUGGAGAAAGUGAAGCUGGACAACAAAAGGAUACUGUUCAACCUUCUGCCUGCCCAUGUGGCCCAGCACUUUCUCAUGUCCAACCCCAGGAACAUGGUAAGAAACUCUUCUAUUGGCAAGUUUAGACUUUUCCAAAAACAAAGGCCUGAGUCAUCUGACCUGUACUACCAGUCAUAUGCUCAGGUUGGAGUGCUUUUUGCCUCUAUCGCAAACUUCAAUGACUUCUACAUUGAACUGGAUGGGAACAACAUGGGAGUGGAGUGUCUUAGGCUGCUAAAUGAGAUCAUUGCUGACUUUGAUGAGCUGAUGGAUAAAGAGUGCUACAGGGACAUAGAGAAAAUUAAGACCAUUGGCAGUACAUACAUGGCUGCAGUAGGGCUGGUUCCUACAGCUGGCUCCAAGGCUAAGAAGUCCAUCACCUCACACUUAUGCACAGUGUCAGAUUUUGCCAUUGAGAUGUUUGAUGUCCUGGAUGCCAUCAACUAUCAGUCUUACAACGACUUUGUCUUGAGAGUAGGUAUCAAUGUAGGUCCAGUGGUGGCAGGAGUGAUUGGAGCCAGAAGGCCUCAGUAUGAUAUUUGGGGAAACACAGUGAACGUAGCCAGCCGAAUGGACAGCACUGGAGUACAGGGCAAGAUACAGGUGACAGAGGAUGUGUAUCGCCUCAUCACAGACCAUUAUGACUUUGUGUGCCGGGGCCAGGUCAGUGUCAAAGGCAAAGGUCAAAUGCUCACUUACUUUUUGGAAGGGCGUAGCCAAAGCAGUAGGUCAUCGCAGACCCAACCAGCCAGGAAAAGUGAUCGCCGAUCAAGCCCAUUUGCCCUAACCAAUGUAUGUACUAGAUUAAGCCCCGCCCCAACAGUGACUACUUAUGCUACAAUCAGGACCUCUAGUCCUGGUAUGGCCAAGCCAACCACCUCCACCAGCACCACCAGAUACCUGCCCUCUGUCCCCACAGCAAUGGUGUGAUUGACAAGCACACGGUCUCCAUGGUGACUGUGGUGCACUCGACGGAGAGAAAAUGAGAGGGGAGGAGGGGCUAUAGAAUGGGCUAUAGAAUGCAAGCAGAAGGGAUGGCAAAGGGAUAGAAAUUGAAAAUAGAGGAAGAUGAAGGAAAAUAAAAGAAGAAAGGGAGAAGAAGAGAUCUUCAUUAAAAUUGAACCAUCUGUGGAGUUUUGCUUCCCUCCGUACCAUCACCUCUUUGAUUUGUGAGACAGAGAAGAGAUCACUGUGUGCGCUUUAUGGAAUGCUUGGGCUUUGGCCUGGCCUGUGUCUAAGACUAAUCUUUUGAGUCUGAGGAGAACCUGUGUUCCUCCAGCAUGUUUGGGCCCUGUUCGUUGUUUCAAACCACAGGGUAUUAUUACCUUCAGCAGGGUGUUUUAGCCACUUUGCUCUAUAAAGGCCAAGGAUGUCUCCAGAUUUUCAGGGUAGACUUCCCCGCUGUGUCCACAAGUAUAAUGGAGUAAAUCAAUACUGAGAACCUUUACUACGCACAGUUGAUAGUGUAGCACCCUAGCCUCUCACAACAUAUCUUGAAUAUACUUCAACUGGCCCCUCCCCUCAGUAUGCAACCAAAUCAGUGCUGUUGCCUUAGCGACCACUCCUCAGAAUGAAUUUACUGCAGUGUUAUAUUGCCUUUGAGGUCAGCUAUCAAUCCAUUAGAGAUCAAUUAGCUAUUGAACUGAAGAGAUAUAUAUUUUGAAAUGUGAUAAAUCCAAAUAUAUAUAAUUGUGAACGGUAGUUAGAGCUUAACUUGCCACAACAGGGCCUCCCAUCAUUUUUUGGGUUACUGAUGCUAUAAUAAUAGCAUCCGUAUAAUACUGGCCCUUGCCAACUCAUUAUAAACCUUAGAAUGGUACGAGUAAAAACUUUGAUUCCCAGGGCAUGGACACUAUUUUGCCAAGUGUCUUUGAGUGCAUGACGCCAGUGCUGCAUUUCAGUUGUAUUUGUUGUCCGUUUCCCUAUGAUGCUUGACUUCCAGACUCUUCCUCGAUCCUUGUCAAAGUGUAGCAAUAAAGCAUAUGUUUCCUCAGCCAAACUACCCCUGCAUGCUGUAGCCAGCUCAAUUAUAUUUUGACCUGAUAGUUUAUGUAGCCAAGAGAGUGUGGAUACCUUGCCACAUAAGUUUGUAUCUCUGUGAAACUGAAGCAUGUCCUAGGAAACUUUUUUUUUUUCGUGAGUUGUGUGAGUGGGAUAUCCCCCCUUUAUUGCAUCGUUAAAACGACAAAAGAAAAAAAAGAAACAAAGAAAAAAAACCCACCUUUUUUUGCCUGCUUGUUUUGUAAGAAAAAAAAUUCUAUUGUUGAAAAUUUCUGUUGAACAAUUUCUAUUUUUUAUGAAAACCUAUGAAAGCUGCUUUGGUUGAGAGAGAUGUUUGCUAUUUAUGAGGAACAUCCGGGCCUUUGUUCUGACCUCAUACUAAUCCAAAUUAUUUAUUUUAUGGCAUAGCAUGCUGCUUACAGUUUACUAUAGCCAUUCCUAUCCUCUAGUUUGGUCUGGCGUGCUCCGCCUGCAGGCCUGUGGCUCUCAUAUGCAUGUUUUAUUGAGCGAUGAACACAGUCCAAGCAGCAAACACAAUGACUCCAUUUUAAUCUUGUCCUCAUGCAUGCGCUGAAGGUAGCGGUCCUCUUGAAUGUAAGGUGCUUUUCGACCUGUGUCUUCUCUAUGAGCUUUGUGUGCCAGUGGGACUCUUUGAGGACAUUUCAGGAAAGAAAGACAUCAGGCCGGAUUCCUCUGCGCUCCUGAUGUAGUUGUGACAAAAGGUAGCUGGUUUUCAAAUGUGCCAACCUAUUUUCAUAAACAUAUCAAAAGUUCAGUGUCGAGCUGUAGCACAGCUGAAUGUGUAGCUACAGUUGUUGUGAAUUUACUUUGUUGAAUGCUUGUAUUUUUACCGUUUAAGCUGUUCAUUACAAGUUUUGUAAUUCAGAUGAUGGCAAACGUUGAUUUUGGAAAGAUUUAUUUGGACACAGCAGCUUGAAUGAGAUCAUGGUAAGGGGACUCUUAUCAUAUUUAAAACAGAUUUGAACUCUAUAAUAGCUUGGGCUGAAUCCAUUUUUGAGUUUAUAAGGGAUAAAAUUGAGGAUUUUUAUACACCUGAUUUGAGCAGUUCAUAAUGUGAAUGGAAAGCAGUUAUGUAAAAAUAUUUUUUCUGUGAAUUAGUUAUUUUCAUACUGUAUGAUACGGGUUUGAAUUGUUAUAUGUAAGAAUUACUAGCUAUUAUUGUACAUUGUAGUCUUUUUUCAAAGAUAUAUGAUGAAUGAUUAGAUAUUUGUCAAGUUCUUUUGUUGAAGAUGUAUUUAUUGAGAUGUUUUAUGUGAAUGUAAAAUUUUUUAAGACAAAAUUUAUACUAAGUGUUUGCACUGCUAUAAUAUUGACGUAUCAUGAUUAAGAAAUAAAGCCAGUGGAGACGUGUCUG
Molecule: messenger RNA, 5975 nt
Organism: Lampris incognitus (smalleye Pacific opah)
Lineage: Eukaryota; Metazoa; Chordata; Actinopteri; Lampriformes; Lampridae
Gene: adcy1a
Product: adenylate cyclase 1a
Exons: 20
Coding region: 86-3529 (1147 amino acids)
Biological process (GO): adenylate cyclase-activating G protein-coupled receptor signaling pathway; cAMP biosynthetic process; intracellular signal transduction
Cellular component (GO): plasma membrane
Molecular function (GO): adenylate cyclase activity
Source: RefSeq, a predicted model, not a curated record